AGGCAGGUCUUCUCUCCUCCCUCUUUCAGCAGCGGUCAUUGACCCCCGCCUCCUUAAUGUCCUGUGUGACCUCAGUAGAUUUAAAUACCACAUGGUUUUAUUUACUUAUAUUUGAUAGGACAAUAAGAUAUGUUUGGGAGGGUAGCUUAAAAUCCGACGACCCAAAAAGAGUGAGAGCAGACCGGGAUCCUUGCUGUGACGGUUUGUUUUCUUCUGUCAAAACAACUCCUCGUGUCACGUGACGCCUUGACGUCAGUCCUCCUCUCCGCGCUGAUGCAGGGGGGUUUCCAUCAUGGCGUCCAUGCAGAAAAGGCUACAAAAGGAAUUAUUAGCCCUGCAGAAUGAUCCACCCCCGGGAAUGACGCUUAACGAAAAAAGUGUACAGAACACCAUCACACAGUGGAUUGUAGACAUGGAGGGAGCACCUGGCACACUGUAUGAAGGAGAGAAAUUUCAGCUGCUGUUCAAAUUUAGUAGUCGAUAUCCAUUUGAUUCACCUCAGGUAAUGUUCACAGGAGAGAAUAUACCUGUCCACCCUCACGUGUAUAGUAAUGGUCACAUCUGUCUAUCCAUUCUAACGGAAGAUUGGUCGCCAGCUCUCUCAGUGCAAUCUGUUUGUCUUAGCAUUAUCAGCAUGUUGUCCAGCUGCAAAGAAAAGAGACGACCGCCUGAUAACUCCUUUUAUGUAAGAACGUGUAACAAAAAUCCAAAGAAGACAAAAUGGUGGUAUCAUGAUGAUACAUGCUAAUGUACAAACUUUGUAAUAGUCGUAGAAGAAAGAAGUCCUACUGACCUACAUAAAGCACUUUUUAAUCAUUCAGUCUUUGAACUCUGACCUUUGACUGGAACAAUGGACACCAUGCGCUGGAGGCUCUUGACUGCAUUUCCCCCCACGGACGAUUGGAUGCAUGUUUCAGGCGGUUGUAACAUAUAAAGAGCGGGAAUAACGUUUAGAUGCACCCAGACGGAUCAUUAUUGAGCAGAAAGGUAGUAAAUGCAGUGAGCGGGCGAAGUGGUUUGUGGUGAGAUAAUUAUUAUUCCUGUUUUAAGAUUAUUAUUGUUACUUUUUUGUUUUGUGUGGGUGCAUUUUAAGGUCCUUGUGUUGUGCAAUAAGAACUGAUGGAUGCAUGCUUGGGCCUACAAAGAGAAAUCCAAAUCUGAUCGUUUUCUGGACGGGAUCUGACCACCAUGACCCAAGAAAACGCUUCAUCUGGUUUUAAAUAUUAUGCACUGUGAAAGUAGUUUAAAAAGGCACUAUUAGUAUGGUAUCCCCGACUUGCAGCUGUUCUGUAAGCAGUCCUCCACUUAUUUAUCAGGUUUGAGGGGUUAAAGUUUGUCACACUGUAACUGAGAAAAACACAAUUUUCUUCUUCAUCUUCCAACCUGAGACCUGGCUGCAGCUCUUUGUGCUGUUGGACAGAUCAUCGUCAGUACUGAGGGGAAUAAAACAGAUCGCGGAUCUCUGAGUCGAGUUCAUCUCCUCAUGAAAGCACGGGCUGCACUCGUGUUGCGUUCACGUGUCCAGCCCUGAAGACGCGCAGCGGCCUCUCUUCCACUUUUAAGAAUGUCCGUUUAUAGAACGUUGUCGCACAAGCAGUUUUUAUUCGUAUGACACUUUUUAUUUUUUAAUUUCAUGCUUUAAUCUUCUAAAAUGUUUGAUUUCGUGUCUUGAGUUGUAUUUUUUUGUACUGUUUUUCAACUAGUUGAUACUUUGAAAAAAGAGGGGGGGUGUUUUAACGGGUCAGUAUGUUUGAUUUUAUUUUUUAUUGUUAUUUUAUUUAAUUACAAUCUUUGUUCUCCUGAAUGGUAACGAAUGACAACAAAGGAGUGUCUUUAUAGGAGAGGUAGAGACAAGGCUUUUGUGAUUCCCCCUGGUCAGAGUUUUGGCUCAGGUACUUUUUUCAAUAUAGAGAUCACCUCUUAAAAGAUACCUAUCAGAUAUUUUGAAUUUAACUAUAUUUUCACCAAAAGAGACUGUUAUGUUGUAAAAUGAUAACAUGUCUAAAACUAUUGUACAUACGUCUUGAAAUUGUUGGAUGCCGUGAAAGAAAUUAGCAGAGGAUGCAUUUACUUUAUAGCAGAAUGAUAAUAGGAGUGCUUUAUUUCAUUGGACGUUAGCCUGCAUCUUUUGCUAAUUAGGAUGUGUACAGACAGAAACAAACACUACUGUUGGUUCAACAUAGAAAAAAAGAGUUUAGUAGUUUUACAGUGGGGGUGCAUGCAAUUUUAAAACCCUACUUUUUCUUAUUGGCAUCAGACAUCGUGACGACUUUUAGUCUUUGCAUAACUUAGGUAAUGGUUUUAUGGGAUGGAUAUUACGAAGCUCACCUCCAGAGGCCGUGUGGCUUUGCGUCAUUUCAGACUGUAAUCGCUCCAUUCCUAAACAAAUGUUUUAUCGCCAUCCAGUCAGAAAUACUUGAAUUUUCCAUCUUGGGUUGUUUGUUUUGCAUUUUGCUUUUUUUUUUUCUUUCCAGGGUUUAGGUGAAUUUCUUGAAUGAACAUGAGUGAAUGUGAUGAUACUCUAUACUGUAGAGGAGAUUACCACAGCACACCGCUAUCUCAAAAACUAUAUUGAUAAAGACAUCUAUUUAACCAAUGAUUUUUUUUGUUUUAAAGCUUCAUAGUUACGGUCUUGUCUGCUGUCAGCGAUCAGGGAGAAGCAGACGGUAGGACUGAAAUGAUUGUGUAGAGGCAGUCACAGCAGCAUUAGAGUGUGGGGACAGGAAGCCUUCAUACUGUGGCUCAGCAGAGAUUUGAAACACAUUCGAGCAAACACGUUACAAGGGUUUGGAUGUGACCUUUUUUUUUGUUCCUAGGUUGUUUUUUUUUCCUUUUUCAAUGUGGUUUGAACUCUUAGCUUGCAGGUUGUUGUGAGUGAUCAGCACUAAUGAGGGUGUGUUAUUUAUAUUUGAAAUUUUGUUCUGGGAUGUGCAAGCUCCAUGUAAUAGGUGCCUGUUCAUUUUCAUAAUCAAUAAUAAAAGCAAAGAUUCACUUUUA
Messenger RNA from Notolabrus celidotus (New Zealand spotty), 2997 nucleotides. Its product is annotated as probable ubiquitin-conjugating enzyme E2 W-B. Bases 293 to 748 code for a protein of 151 amino acids. The transcript has 6 exons. Lineage: Eukaryota; Metazoa; Chordata; Actinopteri; Labriformes; Labridae. The record is from RefSeq and is a predicted model, not a curated record.